This is a messenger RNA of Morone saxatilis (striped sea-bass), 2552 nucleotides long. Its product is annotated as cadherin-12-like. NCBI's taxonomy places the organism in Eukaryota, Metazoa, Chordata, Actinopteri, Moronidae. The record is from RefSeq and is a predicted model, not a curated record. Gene Ontology annotation, biological process: homophilic cell-cell adhesion; multicellular organism development; adherens junction organization. The transcript is spliced from 11 exons. Gene Ontology annotation, cellular component: catenin complex; adherens junction; plasma membrane. Gene Ontology annotation, molecular function: cadherin binding; calcium ion binding. The coding region runs from base 1 to 2412 and encodes 803 amino acids.
AUGCUAACAAGGAACUGCCUGCUGCUGUUCCUGUGGAUUCUAGUCGACGACGGCUCAGUCUUUUCUUUACGUCCACCUUUACCACCACUGGGACGGAGCAGGACGGGGAGGGAGCACGCCAGGAGCUUGGUGGGCCCAAUGAGGAAUGGGGCAGCUGGAUUUCAACGGGUCAAAAGGGGCUGGGUGUGGAACCAGUUCUUUGUACUGGAGGAGUACAUGGGGUCAGACCCGCAGUACGUGGGCAAGCUGCACACUGACCUCGAUAAGGGGGACAGUGCGGUGAAGUACACUCUCUCGGGGGACGGGGCUGGCUCCAUUUUCACAAUUGACCAAACAACGGGGGACAUCCAUGCCUUAAGGAGCCUUGACAGGGAGGAGAAGCCUUACUACACCCUUCGCGCCCAGGCUGUUGACAUCGACACCAAUAGGCCCUUAGAGCCUGAAUCAGAAUUUGUAAUCAAGGUUCAAGACAUCAACGACAAUGAGCCAAAGUUCCUGGAGGGACCAUAUAGGGCCAGUGUCCCUGAGAUGUCACCAGUAGGGACGUAUGUGACGCAAGUGACAGCCACUGAUGCAGAUGACCCCACCUACGGAAACAGUGCGAGAGUGGUAUACAGCAUUCUCCAUGGCCAGCCGUACUUCUCUGUUGACCCUAAAACAGGGGUUAUAAAGACAGCCUUGCCCAAUAUGGACAGAGAGGUGAAGGAACAGUACCAGGUAUUAAUCCAGGCCAAGGACAUGGGGGGCCAGCUGGGAGGGCUGGCCGGGACAACCACAGUCAACAUCACCCUCAGCGAUGUCAACGAUAAUCCACCCAGGUUCUCCAAAAGUUUCUUUCACCUUCGAGUUCCUGAGUCCUCUGCAGUGGGAUCUGCUGUCGGUAGAAUCAAAGCCCAUGACUUGGACAUCGGGAAAAAUGCCGAAGUAGAGUACACCAUUGUGCCAGGUGAUGGAGGUGCCAUGUUUGACAUCACUACCAAUGAACACAACCAAGAGGGGAUCAUCAUUCUUAAAAGGCCGCUGGACUUUGAAACUAAGAAGGCAUACACCUUUAAGGUAGAUGCCUCUAAUGCUCAUCUGGAUCCACGAUUUCAAAGCUUUGGGGCCUUCAAAGACACAGCAACAGUGAAGAUUAACGUUUUGGAUGUGGACGAGCCCCCGGUGUUCAAUAAGCCCUCCUAUGUGAUGGAUGUGUACGAGGACACACCCGCGGGCACCAUCAUUGGAGCGGUGACAGCACAGGAUUUAGAUGCCAGCAGCAGUCCAGUCAGGUAUUCCAUUGACUGGAAGAGUGACUUGGACAGCUACUUUGACAUUGAUCCAGUGGAGGGAACAAUUUCCACAAACGAACUCCUUGACAGAGAGAGCAUCGCUCAGCACAAUAUCUCCAUCGUGGCGACCAAACUUAAUAGUCCAGUUCUGACCAGUCGGGUGGCCGUCACUGUCCACGUAUUGGACAUCAAUGAGUUCCCACCUGAACUCGCCAGUCCUUAUGAGACCUUUGUGUGUGAAAAUGCCAAAGUGGGACAGGUGAUUCAAACAUUCAGUGCAAAAGAUCAGGAUCUACCGACUGCUGGACAACAAUUCUCUUUCAAAUCACCAAAAGAAGAAAUGAAAAACAAGAAUUUCACCAUCCGCGACUUUGGAAACAACACAGCUGGGAUUGUGACGAAGCGGAGUGGCUUUAGAAGGCGUUUGCAGGAGAUUUACCUCCUCCCUGUUGUGAUUGAAGAUAAUGGCUACCCACCGAAGAGCAGCACAGGCACCCUGACUAUCCGUGUUUGUGGCUGCAAAUCUGAUGGUUCCCUGCUAACUUGCAGCGCAGAGGCCAUCUUUCUCCCUGUGGGUCUCAGCACAGGAGCUCUGAUUGCCAUCCUGCUAUGUAUCAUCAUCUUGUUAGUCAUUGUGGUCCUCUAUGUGGGCUUGAGGCGGCAGAAGAAAAAGGAAACCCUCAUGUCAUCCAAAGAGGACAUCCGGGACAAUGUGAUCCACUAUGACGAUGAGGGAGGCGGGGAAGAGGACACACACGCAUUCGACAUGGGGACACUUCGCAAUCCCAAGGUUGUCAAAGAGAACCUGUACCGCAGAGACGUCAAACCUGAGAUGAAGAGAGGUCCAAAGCCGCCAGUCUCUCAGGACAGCGCAGACAUCAGAGAUUUCAUCAACCAGCGUCUGAAAGAGCAUGACAUGGACAACUCAGCCCCACCCUAUGACUCCCUGGCCACGUAUGCCUAUGAGGGCAACGGCUCUGUGGCCGAGUCGCUCAGCUCCAUCGACUCCCUCGCCAUAGACCUUGAGGAGGACUAUGAUUACCUUAAUGACUGGGGACCCCGCUUUAAGACACUGGCAGGGAUAUUUGGGGAGCAGUCAGAAACUCAGUCGGACUCAACCACCACAGAGAACACACAUUGAUGUUAUUCACAGACUCAAAAGCAAAUAUGUAACAAUGUUCUUUUGGUUGGCGACACACAAUAUUUUACCAUUGUUUUCCUCACGUUAUUAGUUUUCAUGUUUUUCCAGCUCACUGUUUUCUAUUUUAUGUGGUACCUUGU